Messenger RNA from Phytophthora sojae, 834 nucleotides. RefSeq lists its product as hypothetical. Lineage: Eukaryota; Oomycota; Peronosporomycetes; Peronosporales; Peronosporaceae. The transcript has 6 exons. The record is from RefSeq and is a predicted model, not a curated record. The coding region runs from base 1 to 834 and encodes 277 amino acids.
AUGGCACACAAAGACAACAACACCGGUGUUGCCACGGUCAUCGGCCGGAAGUGCGAAGACAAAGUCAAGACUCAUCGACUUCCAGCAGUCCGCUGGAGCCGCGCCUUCGAGACUACGGGUAAUAGGGCCGAAGAUCAGGGCGACCAAGGCCAAGGACUAGUCCAGGACCAGUCGUCCGCGCUGAAGCAGGUCACGGAGACGGCUGAGGGGGCGUCCUCGGGACCGGCCGACGCGCAGGCCUCGCCUGAGAAGGCGGCAGAGGACGACGAGUUCAGCGCCGACGACGGCGACAAGCAGGCGGAGGCAGACGUCAUCAUGGCCGACCCGGAGGCCGUUGCCGCUUCGUCGCAAAGCGACGCGGGCCGUAAGCGUGCCCAGGCUUCAAUGGCCGCUGUCGCGGCAAAGCCCGUCGCUGCGACGGAGGCCGAGGAGGCCAGUGCGAGGAAGCGUUCCGCUUCCAGGUCGCCACACCGCGACGACUACCAUGACCUGUUCGGUGACUCCAAGUCUGAGGAGGGUGCCAUCCGCGAGUGUGGGGAGGUCUCCAACAACCUCGACGAGCAGCAGCAGCAAUACUACGCUGCUGUCUCGGGCUCACAUGCCAGGCAGUGGGCUGCCGCAACUGCCGUCGAGCCUUCUUCAGGCGGAGGUACCACGUAUGCGCAGGGCUGCUUCCCACCCGAGUCUGGCACCGGAGCGCCAGCGCUUUUUGAGAAGCUCACGGCUUUGCCCGCCAGGUGUGUGCUAGCACCACACAAGCUCAUACUGAAGGAGUUGACCACGCUUCGUAAGAAGCCGGAGGACAAGGGUGGACUCCAUCCUGUGCGGAGUUAG